Molecule: messenger RNA, 3210 nt
Organism: Cotesia congregata
Lineage: Eukaryota; Metazoa; Arthropoda; Insecta; Hymenoptera; Braconidae
Source: the annotation of a GenBank genome assembly
AUGGGUAGUUCUUGGUGGCAAUGCACUGCAUGUUUGAGAGCACAGGAAGAAGACAUUUGUGAAUUACAACUUAAUCAUUGCAAUCUUUAUGAUGUACCACCAGAUGUGUUCAUUUAUGAGAGGACACUGGAAAUGCUUUAUCUUGAUGCCAAUAGAAUAAAGGAUUUACCGAGGCCAUUAUUUCAGUGUCAUGAAUUACGCGUAUUGUCAUUAAGCGACAAUGAAAUUACAACAUUACCACCCGCCAUAGCGUCACUCAUUAAUCUUGAGAGUUUAGAUCUCAGUAAAAAUAGUAUAAAAGAAUUACCAGAUAAUAUAAAGGAAUGUAAAAAUUUACGUUCAAUAGACUUGAGUGUAAAUCCAUUCGAGCGUUUUCCCGAAGCAAUAACACACAUAACAGGCUUACGUGAAUUAUAUAUAAAUGACGCUUAUAUUGAGUACUUACCAGCAAAUUUUGGACGGCUAUCAGCUCUAAAAACUCUUGAGCUUAGAGAAAACAACAUGAUGACACUACCAAAAUCGAUGAGCCGUCUGGUGAAUCUUCAGCGUCUGGAUAUCGGGAACAAUGACUUUACAGAAUUACCUGAGGUGGUUGGCGAUCUGACAAAUUUAACCGAGUUGUGGAUUGACGGGAAUGACAUCCGGCGUAUUCCAGCUAACAUCGAGCAAUUGUACCGGUUGAAUCAUUUCGAUUGCACGAUGAACUCGAUUGACAGUGUUCCUGCGGAAAUUCAGGGCUGGCGUGAUAUAUCGAUAAUAAAUUUUUCCUCAAAUGAGAUUCUCCAAUUACCCGACUCGCUCUGUUAUUUACGUACAAUAGUAACAUUAAAAAUAGACGAUAAUCAAUUAAAUUCACUGCCAGACGACAUUGGACAGAUGUCGAGCUUGGAGGAGUUGAUAGUUACGAAAAACUUUCUCGAGUAUUUACCAUCUUCGAUAGGGCUGCUCCGUAAAUUGCACUGUUUAAAUGCUGAUAAUAAUUAUCUACGUUCGAUACCACCGGAGAUCGGCAGCUGCAGUGCGUUAUCACUUCUUUCGCUCAGGUCUAACAAUAUAACAAGUGUGCCACCGGAAAUCGGACAUUUAUCCUCCCUCUGUGUCCUUAAUCUCGUAAAUAAUUGCAUACAGUUUCUACCAGUCUCAAUGCUUAAUUUAAAUAAUUUAAAGGCGCUUUGGCUGAGCGACAACCAGAGCCAACCGCUGGUACCUCUACAACAGGAGUUUAAUCACGAGGAAGACAUGAUGGUACUCAGUUGUUUUAUGCUACCUCAAAAGCAACGGAAGGAUCUUGAACAAAUGGAGCAAGCAGUGGGACCAAUUUCCGGUUCAAUUGUUGGGACUGGAAGAAGAAUAUGUUUUGCCACGGAAUUAGAAACAGAGGUCCCGAGACAAUUACAUCGUGCACCUACCCCGUAUCCUAAAGAGCUCCGUAAUUUAGCCCGCCAUGCGCGUAAUCUUCAUCACCAGUCUAUACAUGAUCAAAGAAUUCAUAUGGAACGAGAGGGUAUGAUAAAAGAAGCUGUUGUUGCUAAAGCAACGCCCAUGAUUAACACUUCUAUUAAUUAUAAUUCAUACCACGAGAACUUGUAUCUAAUGUCAAGAGAUGAAAUGAACUCAAAACAAAAUCAAGUGGUGGACGGUCCAAGUCCAGAUUACUCCGAAGAAAGUCGUCCAGUGCUGGCAUUGGAAAAGUCAUCUCUUGAAAUACGAGAAGCCAAGUGCAUACGAAACUCCCAAACAAACGAGAGUUUAUCACGACCGCCUACGAUCGCGGACUACGUCAGCUCAACUUGGAAACCCGAGGAGUACUCAAGGACAAAUACGGCUAAAAUCGUCGAGUCUGAAAAGUUAGCAGAGUCUUACAAGAGUCCCAACGACAGCAACGGGGUCGAGUCUUUGGGAAAUAGUAAACCGGGUAGUGAAGUUCCAUUGGCACCACCCCCUUAUCACAUCGCUGCGGCGUUCUCCAAGCAGGCUGCCUUUUUUCAGCAAUUGAAUCGACUCAAUGCUGACACCGAUGCCAGAGGAAUCGGAGGAGGUCAAAGAAGAGGAGGAGGAGGAGGAGCAGCAGGAGAAGGAAUUGAAGAUUGUGGUAGAGGAGGAUUAAUUCCGUACCAUAAUGACAAUCAUUUAUCGAGUUCAUUUAGAAGUAAGGAGAACCGUUUGAUAAAUAUUAACAGCACCAGCAGUAACAGCAGCAGAAAUAGCAAUAGCAAUAUAAGUAAUACUGAUGACGUUGUUGACGGUAAUAACUGCGGCGGGAGUAUUGUUAACACCUCGUCGGUUAUUAAUGUUAAUAAUAAUAAUAAUAAUAAUAAUAAUAAUAAUAAUAAUAAUAAUAGCAAUAGUAAUAGUAAUAGUAAUAACGAUCAAGAUAACCGUAAUUUUAUAUUUCGCGAAGAUAAACCCAGUAGGAUACCAAUAAUGCGUAGUAUUAAAAAUCCCGAGUGUUCUAUUUCGUUGUCUGACAAUGAUUCUGUUUCGAUAAACGAGAGAAAUGUUUAUUCAAGUCAAGAUGACUACGACAGAUACCAGCUCUCCUGUUCUCGGGAUAAGAGUCACAGUGACAUAAAUAACUGCACCCCGACGUCACCUAUUACGGGUAGAAAAUAUCGCAGCCCAUUGUCCUCUGCUCACAAUCAGCUAAGACAUUCAGAUCGUUCUUGGAGAUUAAAUGGCAAUAAAGAUGAAAUAUCAUCACCCUCGCCACCAGUCAUACCGAUGUCUAUGCCGAUGGUUCACCAAAAUGAUGGCUCAACAAACCAUCCUUACACACCCUCACUUUCACUUGAUAAUUCUAUUGAAUUUCACAGUGAUAAAAAUAACUCAGGUCGUAGUACUCCUGUAUCUAUUUCUCUAUCUAAUAAUAUUAAUUGUUCAUUGAGUAAUAGUGGCUCUGAUAUUUAUAAAUCAAAAUCCAAAAUUAAGUGGAUGUUUGGUCAGCAUAAAAAUGUUAAUGUGAUACCAGUAAAGGUUAGAAAAAAUCCCGGGCUUGGUUUCAGCAUCGCUGGCGGUAUAGCAGGAAAUCAAACUGGAAUAAUAGUUACGAAAGUAAAUCCAGACGGACCAGCCCAAGGGACGCUCCGUCCCGGUGAUAAAAUCUUACAAGUUGACGGAAUUGAUUUUUCAAACUCAGAUCACGAUCGUGCGGUUGCUAUUUUAAGGUCAACUGGCGAAAUUGUUACAAUGAUGAUCAGUCGGCAUCAAUGA